Messenger RNA from Paralichthys olivaceus (Japanese flounder), 3046 nucleotides. Lineage: Eukaryota; Metazoa; Chordata; Actinopteri; Pleuronectiformes; Paralichthyidae. The record is from RefSeq and is a predicted model, not a curated record.
UGCACCAGGCUGCCUGCUCUCCUCAGGUCUCACAGCAGUUCAGUUCGUAGCUGCUCCGUCGUCUACAGGCUGAGAGUCUACGAGCUGCUGGCUCUGCUGCCUCCUCACACCUACCAGGAGAGCUUCGGUUUGGUGAUGAACCAGCUGGUCUCUGAUCUGUCCGGCCAGGACAACCUCAACCAGCCGUGCUCCGACCUCACUCUGCUGCCCCCCCUCUGUCACCCCGACGACCUGCAGCUGGUUGGCCCCGCCCUCCAGGACACCGACCACAGAUAUGUCGAGGAGCAGCUCCACGGUAGCAGUGUGGGGGGGGGCUCUCUGGAUAACGACCCCUUCAGUCUGUGUGAGAGAGGAGACGAAGCUCCCGCCGCUCCUCUUCCGCCUCCCGUCGCCCUGACCGCCGCCGCCGUCCGUCUCUUUGGAGCCGUCUUCCCCCACAUCAUCUCUGCUCAGAGAGUGAAGAUACUGGAGCAGUUUGUAGAAACCGUGAAUCAGCUGAAGGGUCAACGCCAACAGACCGUCCAGACCCAUGUCUGCGCUGCCCUCUGCAGUCUGCUCAAGCACCAGGGUGGUAUUCGAGGCUCUCUGGGGCCAGAGGAGAUCCGUUCCCCGGCGCUGUCUCUCCUGUCGGGGGCGCUGGAGAGCGUCAGUCCACUGCUGCGCUGCCUGGCUGCUGAGGGUCUUGCCCGGCUGGUUCAGGUGGUCGGAGACCCCGGCUUCACCGUGUCCGUCUCCCUGCUCUGCUUCGACAGGCUGAAGACGGUUCGAGACGCAGCCUCUCGCAGUGGCUACGCUCUGGCUCUGGGGGCGCUACACCGCCACACAGGAGGAAUCAGCUCCCCUCAACACCUGUCCACCUGCCUGGGAGUCCUGUUCACCCUGAGCCAGGACAGCACUUCGCCUGAGGUCCAGACCUGGUCUCUCCACAGUCUGUCCCUGGUGGUCGACCUGUCCGGCUGUCUUUAUCGGGCCCACGCCGAGCCGUCCUUCGCUCUGGUGCUCCGGCUUCUGCUGUCUGCUCCACCCACCCACCCUGAGGUUCACUACAGCCUGGGACGCUGCCUGCACGCCCUCAUCACCUGCCUGGGCCCCGACCUGCAGGGUGAAGGUGCAGCCGUGUCCUCUCUGCGCUCCAGCUGUCUGGUGGGAUGUGGGGUGAUGCAGGCCAGUCCCGACUGUCUGGUCCAGGCCAGAGCCAUUUCCUGUCUGCAGCAGCUACACAUGUUCUCACCUUCACACGUCAACCUGGCCAACCUCGUCCCUGCCCUCUGUGAGAUCUUGUUGGAUUAUUCCUUGUUGGCCAACCUGUGCAGCUCUUACCUGUGUCUCCGUCGGGCGGUGGUGGCGUGUCUGCGGCAGCUCGUCCAGCGGGAAGCAUUGGAGGUCUCCGAACACGCGGUGACUCUGGUCAAAGAGCUGCCGAGACGAGACAACACACAUCUGGACGUCACGAUAAAGGAAGUGGGUCUGGAGGGAGCUCUGUUCACUCUGAUGGACCGGGAGUCUGAUCCAGGUCUGAGGAGGGACAUCCAGGAGACUCUGGUCCACAUGAUUUCAUCCAGCGCCACCAGUGGGAAGCUGGGACACUGGCUUAAACUCUGCAAAGACGUCCUGUCUGCCACCACUGACUGUCGCGCUCCGGUGGAGGCGAGUCAGGAGGAAGAGGAGGCCGACUCCUGCAGAGACGACGACUCUUCUGCCUUCAGUGCCCGGCCGGAGUCUGGCGGUCCAUUCACUGCCCUGCGCUGGAGCACGCGUCGCUUCGCCAUGGCGUGCGUGUGUCGCAUCAUCGAGCAGUGUGAAUCAACUGACCCGGCUCACUUUGACAUGGCUCUGGCUCAGGAGCGGCGACUGAAUGAGUCCACCGACUUCCUCGUUCUUCAUCUCGGGGACCUGGUCCGCAUGGCGUUCAUGGCGGCUACAGAUCACAGUGACCAGCUGAGACUGGCGGGUCUCCAGACGCUGCUGGUCAUCAUCAGGCACUUCUCAGCCAUCCCUGAGCCGGAGUUCCCCGGUCAUGUGAUCCUGGAGCAGUACCAGGCGAAUGUUGGCGCUGCACUCAGACCAGCCUUCACUGCUGAUGCUGCUCCCGACGUCACCGUCAAGGCCUGCCAGGUCUGCAGCGCCUGGAUCGCUAGCGGCGUCGUCAGCGACCUCCGUGACCUCCGGCGCGUCCAUCAGCUCCUGGCCUCCUCGUUGGAUAAAGUGCAGGUUGGGGCGGACACGGUCAGUCAGCUGCACAAUGAGGCCACAGCUACCAUGGAAACACUGGCCGUCCUGAAGGCGUGGGCAGAGGUUUACAUCGUGGCCGUGCAGAGAAGCGGACAGACGGACAGUCCUGGUUGGACGGCUGACCUGUCAGUCUCCUCUAUGGCCAAUGACAGCUUGGGGUCCGAGUCAGGAGGGGCGGGCCUGCUGAAGUUGGUCCAGUCAGAUUUGUCGACGCUCAGUCGUCUGUGGCUGGCGGCGCUGCAGGACUACGCCCUGCUGACCCUGCCUCAGGAGUAUGCUUCACAGCUCCCUGCAGCAGGAGGUUCCUUCUACACGGCAGAGACGGUGAAUCAGGCCAGAGCUCAUUACUCCUCCUCCUGGGCUCCCAUCCUCCACGCCACCUCCCUCUGGCUGCACAGCACAGGUUUUGUGAUGUCAGACGACUCACCUGUGAAUCUAUCCAGACCGGCCACACCCACCUCCAUGGGACACACUGACUCUAUGGGCGGAGCUAAGAGUCCAGAGGACGUCAGCGCGGACAGACUGCACUUCAUCCUGGGGAUCAGCGUGGAGUUCCUGUGUUCUCCGCACUCUGAGGACCAGAUGGAGAACAUCACUUCAUGUCUGCGAGCUCUGCAGGCGCUGCUGGACGUCUCCUGGCCGCGAGCUAAGAUCGGAAACGACCAGCCUCUGAGCGUGGAGCUGCUGAGCGUCCUCCACAGACUGAUGGUGACCAGGGAGGCGGUGUCCGUUCAGCUCGCCGUGUUGGAUUUACUGCGACAGAUAGUGACGGCUGCUCAGGAGCACGUGAGGGAGAAACGCCACAGUGCAGAGG